This is a messenger RNA of Panicum virgatum (switchgrass), 3770 nucleotides long. RefSeq lists its product as uncharacterized. The transcript has 3 exons. The coding region runs from base 1115 to 3469 and encodes 784 amino acids. NCBI's taxonomy places the organism in Eukaryota, Viridiplantae, Streptophyta, Magnoliopsida, Poales, Poaceae. The record is from RefSeq and is a predicted model, not a curated record. Gene Ontology annotation, biological process: response to endoplasmic reticulum stress.
GGCCCCACUCGAAGGCGAAGGCCGCGAAGCGGUUGCGAAGCGCAGGAACCGAAGCGUACUCCAUCGAGAGAAAUCCGGCAGCAUCGCCGCCGUCAUCUGGUAGAAAAGCAGAAUCCAUCGCCGCCCGCCCCCUUCGCUUUCCCUCCCCAGUCAACAAUCCUAGCACUCGAGCACGCCUUCCAUCCGCGCCGCCCGCCGCCAGCAGAAUCCAUCUGCACCGGAGCGCGCCGGUCGCUUUCGCUCGCCACCAACCGCGCCCACCUCGACGGCGCCCGUCAUUGGCGAGGAGGAGGAAACCCCAGCACGGCCGCUCCCCUCCGGGUUCUUCGGCACCUCCGGGUUCACGCGCGAUCCAUCUCAAGUGCGAACCCUUCCCUCCCUCCCUCCCUCCCUCCCUCCGUCUACUUGCGCUAGCUCCUCGUUUUCCUUCGGUUAGAGUUAGAGGCACCGGCUCGAUGCCGUUUCUCUUUCUCGCCGUUUGUUUUCUUGAAGUGCCAUUUUUUAGGGUUUAUGAUUGUUAGUUACUGCUUCUUUUUGGUGUAGUUUGUGGCGUUUCCCUUUCUCCCCGUUUGUUUCAUGUCGUGCAGGCGGUGUGGUCCUGACCACAACCCGGUUCGCUGAUUGCAGAUUUAAUUCUGGGUGCUCGGGCAUUGCAAGAAUUUUUUUUAGUAUUAGUUUAGUCGGACCAACUUCCCCGAUUCCUUCCAGCUCGUAUCUUGGUGUGCUCCUUUUUGACUGUGGGCUGAACUCAACUGAACAGCGCCGUGCUGCAUGCCGCAUCACUUUCGUUCUUUCUGUACUUCCUGUGGUCCACUUGGAUAGUUAAUCCCCCCCCCCCCCCUCUUUUAUUCACCUUUCUUCAUUAUUUACCUUUCUUCAUAAAGCGAUAUUCUUCCUUUCUUCUUUAAUUUUAAACACCAGGCUUAUUCUGAUUCGUUCCUUUUUUUUAUUGCGUUCUAUAUAUAUAGUACAUACGAGUCUCUAACCUGUAUAAAGUAAUUAAUUGACAUAAAGCUUAAUUGCUGCCCAUCUUUGUCAUGUGCGGUUGAUUGCGUUCUAUAUAUACAUACGAGUCUAGCCUGUAUAACAACCAAUUCAUGUGCCGAUUGCAGCCAUGUCUCACUCAUUUCACUUGUGUGCGUGUGCAAGGUCCGCCGGAAUGAAGCGUGAAGGGCCUGCUCUGUCUUUUAGGCAGGAUGCAGUUGGGGACAUGGCAGGAGCAAUCUUCAUGUCCAACACCCUCACGAGGGAGCAAUGCUUCCAAGCGAGCAUUUUCGGCCUGCCGAUGGAGUAUGAACCCUUUGUCCGAAAUGUCAGAAAAGGGAUGCCUUUGUUUCUCUUUGACCAUACUUUGCGCAAGCUUUAUGGAGUCUUUGAGGCUGCCUCCGACGGAGGGCUCAAUAUUAACAAUGCCGCAUUUCGGUCAACACAACGCUCGUAUCCGGCGCAGGUUCGCAUCAAUAUUAUCUGGAAGUGCAGGCCACUAAGUGAAGAUGAGUUUUCCCCUGCCAUAGAGGACAACUACUAUCUGCCAACGAAGUUCUACUUUGACCUUUCCUACAAUCAGGUUGUUCGGCUAUAUGAGUUGUUUGACAACAGGAGGGUACAGCUCCCUAUUCAUGAAUAUUCAAAAAAUGAGAGUUUGGAAACAAACUGCUCUAGCAAAAGGGGGCAGGACAAAGAAAGCAUGACUCCAGAUGUUCCUCAUUCUGUUGAUCAUUCAUGCCUUUUGGUUCCCAACAUUUCAGAAGUUGUAAGAAGAUAUUCUACUGCUACAAGCAUGCACACAGAUUUACCACUUAGUGUUGAGACACACCCAAACAUGUCCAAGCCCCUGGGAACAGAAAUUGGAGCCCAAAUUGCUUCCGCCCGCAGACACCAUGACCAGAUUGAAUUCCAAUCUCAGAGUGAGCUUUUCCCAGCUGCUGUUAUGACCGAUGCUGUUUCAACUCAAGUAUCUGCACCUUGCUCUCAAACUUCUAGGCACUACCAGUUGGUUGCGAAGCAGCCAUAUCCAUUACCACAAGACUAUCCACAAAAUAUCUUACGUUCUGGAUGUACAACUCAGGACCCAACUGAAGCAGCUAAAUUUAUUGCAAAUCAGCCAUACCCAUUAUCUAGUGGUUAUUUGCACAGUGGCUCGUUAACUUCUGGAUAUGCAACUCCAAAUUCAACUUACAAUGGAAGGUGUCAUUUGAAUCCAUCUUUUGCUCCACAUGACCAUUUAUAUCCUGGUUUGUCUCUGUCAAAUCUGCAAAGUAACCCUGACCAUCAAGUUCAUUGUGACAUUUGCCUUAACCAAGGACGCUCCAGGGCACAUAAUAGCGGCACAUAUGAAUGUGAGCGGCAGCGUUUCAGUGAAGGAGAAGCUCCAACACCGGCAAAACUGAGCCUACAAUGUAUUCCAACCUACACUGAAGUUCUCGAACGUGAUGGAAAAACAGUACCAGCCAUUGAUCAGAAAAGGAAUUAUGCUGAUUACAUUCAGAUCCCUUAUUGUGAUGUAGACUUUGCAAAUGAUCAGAUGAGAUAUGGUGGCCCCCGUAGUAAUGCUUCGGAUUCAUCCGAUAUUGAAAAUUUUAUUGUUGAUCCAUGGUCUACACAGCAUAAUAUAAGAGCUGAAAACAACACAAAGAAUCGGUGUAGCGCUCCGCAAAGAAGUGUUUUUUCUCGCUUAACACUGAACAAGCAACUGUCUUGCCAAGAGUACACAGGUCCUUCGCUGAACCAAUUGGUUUCUUCUCUUUCUCAGAAAACAGAACAGUGGAGCCACAAGAAUAAACCAAUUGCAGAUGGUCUUGUCAUACCGUUGAUCGGGGAGGAGGCUAUGGACUGUUCUCAUAAAGAGCUGAACCUGCCAAGUCAACUAGAGCUGGGAGAAGAAAGCAUGGGACCACAAGUUCCUUUCUACAACUUCAAGAGGCGAAGUGAAGCGGGGAAGGUGGAUGCAAAAUUGGGGAAGGAAAUCAGUGGGAAAGUAAAGAGAAGAAAGCUUGUGCGCCCUUCCUUUGAAGAAAACAAUGCUUCUACAAAUGUUGGAGAAGAGCUUAAAGGAAACUGUAUAAAAGACAGGAAAGAAAACCAUCUGGGCGUUAGUGAAAACCAUUUUGGCAUUGACCUAAACAUACCGACUCCUUCAGUAGAUAGUUAUCCUGUGCAGGAUAACAGAAUGGCAGUGUGUCCUAGUGUUAUCAAGGUACUGCAUGGAAUAGAAGCAAACAAGCUAAACUCAGAUGUGAUGGAGACAACAAAAGAACAAGAUCCAUCCAGUGCAUCCACACAAAAGAUUUCAAUCGAUCUUAAUGUCUCUGAGUUGAAUUCAAUGGAUGAAUCGAAACUGCAGACAGUUCUUGAUCAGGCUUCCUUGUUGCUGCAAACACUUGGUAAACUCAAAAAUGGGAAGCCUAACAACCCGGAAAGGGCUAGGUCAAGCGUUUCCAGCGAAGACGCUAAAGUAAAUAUGGCGUGAACUGUGAUGGGGGACACCAAAUCUGAGUACAAUUUACGGUGACAACAAAAAAGGGAGGAUCCAUCUUGAUUAGAAUAUCUAUGCUAGCACAAGUUUAAGUUUGUACGGGCAAUUAGUGCCAGUUAUAUGUAGGGGUGGUUUAUCUUCCCCAUGUUAACAUUUUGUAAUUUUGGGGGAAAUGACAUUUCUGGAAGGGUGACUUAUCAUAGAAAUUUAGAACUUUGGCCGAAGAUGAUGACAUCUAUGUUAACCAUGGAAUCUAGUUAAUGUUUCCUUCAUAAAAAAUCCAGUUAAUGUGCAA